Ailuropoda melanoleuca (giant panda) is the source of this 2797-nucleotide messenger RNA. RefSeq names its product ring finger protein 183 (gene RNF183). The transcript has 2 exons. Gene Ontology annotation, biological process: protein ubiquitination; response to endoplasmic reticulum stress; positive regulation of endoplasmic reticulum stress-induced intrinsic apoptotic signaling pathway. Gene Ontology annotation, cellular component: endoplasmic reticulum membrane. The coding region runs from base 893 to 1465 and encodes 190 amino acids. Lineage: Eukaryota; Metazoa; Chordata; Mammalia; Carnivora; Ursidae. The record is from RefSeq and is a predicted model, not a curated record. Gene Ontology annotation, molecular function: ubiquitin protein ligase activity.
AAAAAAAAGACUAAACCCCCGCAAGAGAAGGGAAGCAGCACAGACACAGACUGCAGCACAGAUGAGAGUGAGAGACCAUGGGGCCCAAGGACGAGCAGAAAUGAUGCCUGCAACCCUGGAGACGAGUGAGGCCUCUGGUUUCCUCAUUUUUUAAAAAAUAUUUUAAUUUCGAAUAAUCCCUACACCCAAAGUGGGCCUCAAACUCACAACCCCAAGAUUAAGUGUUGCGUGCUCCACCGACUGAGCCAGCCAGGUGCCCCUGGUUUCCUGAUUUUGAUCCUCAGAAGCCCAUGAGGGUCCCUCUGCCGGUGUCAGCAGGGCAUCAUCCCAAGAGCGGAGAUGGACUCUGGCCCUGGAGCCUUCUCUCCUGGCGUUUGGAGAAGGCCUUUGAGACUUUCCUGGAAACUCCUUGGACCUUCGUUGUACCAACAGCUUCCAGCAAACUCUUUACCACUGUCUUCCUGGCAGGACUUACCUGGAGACAGGCUUCAGAAGAAGUGUGACGACUUGACUCACACCAAGGACUUUCUGAGGACUACCACCACCCUGACGAGGCUGAAAGUCUGGGGAUGAGAUGCGUCAUUCACAGCCUAGCUGGAGAAAGAACGGUCCAAUCUCAGCUCCGUGUUUGUACACAUAGCAGGUGGCACGUGUGGCAGGCGUGUUAUUCCUCAUCCUUCCGCCGAGCCUGGCCUCUGCAUGGGGACUCCUAGGAGGAGGUGGCCCCGGGGCGUAUGCGCACCCUGCGCACUGCCCGCAGCCGGAGGAGAGCGCAGGGCCGGGACUUGGUGGCCCUGGGUUCCGGCUGCCGCUCUGACAUUUCACCUCGACCUCAGCCGGGAUCAACUCUUCACUUCACCAAAACCCCUGCCUCCCGGUGUCUCAUCUGAGGAUGGCAGAGCGGCAGGGCCAGGAGCCUGAGUGCCCUGUCUGCUGGAACCCCUUCAACAAUACAUUUCACACCCCCAAAGUGCUGGAUUGUUGUCACUCCUUCUGUGUGGAGUGCCUGGCCCACCUCAGCCUGGUGACCCCAGCCCGGCGCCGGCUGCUGUGCCCACUCUGUCGCCAGCCCACUGUGCUGGCCUCCGGGCAGCCAGUCACUGACUUGCCCACAGAUACUGCCGUGCUCACCCUGCUUCGUCUGGAGCCCAACCACAUCAUCCUGGAAGGCCACCAGCUCUGUCUUAAGGACCAGCCCAAGAGCCGCUACUUCCUGCGCCAGCCCCGGGUCUAUACGCUGGACCUAGGCUCUGAGCCUGCGAGCCAAGCGGGGCCCCCCCAGGACAUGGGCCCUACCACCAGCUCUCUGCCCAUUCCCAUCCCCAGACACUACUCUCUGAGGGAGUGUUUCCGCAACCCUCAGUUCCGGAUCUUUGCUUACCUGAUGGCUGUUAUCCUCAGUGUCACUCUGUUGCUCAUCUUCUCCAUCUUUUGGACCAAGCAAUUCCUUUGGGGUGUGGGGUGAGCAGUUUCUGGACAAGGAACCAAGCCUUUAAAAAUUAUUCUUUAAAUUAAAAAAAAAUUCUUAUUAAGUAGGCUCCAUGCCCAGCGUGGAGCCCAACAUGGGGCCUGAACUCACAACUCCGAGAUCAAGACCCAAGCUAUCAAGGGUCACACGCUUAACCAACGGAGCCACCCAAGAGCCCUGGAACCAAGCCUUCUUGACUGCUGCUGGGGAUGGGGACGGCACAGCCUCGUUUGGGGUUAUCUUCCUUUGUAGUAUUGUUCAUUUUUACAAUCUAUCAGUCCACGUGUUUGCUUCUGGAAACAGAGACCCCUACUAUGAUGAGAACCUCUGAAAGCUAAAAGUCUGGGAAAAGAUGUGGAGAGACCUCUGGGUGUGAGCCACAGGGCCAAGGAAGGGCACAGAAGCAGAUCUGCGAUUAUAGGGCUACGGAGCAAGUUGUGCCAAAGGGCUGGACCACGCUAGCCCAGAGAGAAAGUUGCAUUUCUCAAUGGAGUUGCUUCAAACUCAGUUCACAUCUGAGUUGCUCUUUUUAUUACACGUUGCUAAAAUUUUGCAAAGUGAGCUUCAAUUCUGUGAGCAAAUGUGUACGCCUUCUUUCAGUUUUCUCUUUGAAAGUCUUGCCACCAGUCCCAGGAAAAAUGGUGCGCAUUCAUUAAUUCACACAUUUACUCAUUCGACCACCAAUUAUUUGGCCAACGUUGUGUCCGAACUAGGGGAAGAGAAGGGUGGGGUUAUCCAUGGGUGACACAGAACCUGUAACAGCAAGGAGGCCACGUUCACUCAGCUGUUUCUUGUAAAAGGCCACCUCUUGUCAGUAUGUGUUUUAUGGAGUGUCAAGAGUAUAAAAGUUUAAAGGUGAAAAGAAACCAGGGUCAGUGGAUCAAAAGAAAUCUGGGAUUUGGAGAAAAGGUGUUUAUUCCUCCUGACUAUGCCUGGAUAUUGGGUAGAGUGGACUCCCCUCCUCCAGGCAAUGGAAUUCUGACCUUGACAGGUAAAGCAGAAGCCCUGGACAGAGGAAAAGACUUAGCGUCCAUCACAGGCCAUGCAGAUAGGGGACCCUGGUCUUCAUUUUACGUGACAGAACCUGAGAACCAAGGCAAACUAGAUGCUUUGGCUGAUUCCCCAGUUUUAAUACUGCCUAGUGGCCCAUGGCUCUGGAACAGUCUCAGAGUGGUUAAAACACCAUCACAAUUAUGAAAAGAUCUUGAUUUGUAGAAUAAAUUUUCAGAGGUCAGAAACUGAGUCGGUUUUAUUUGUUCUAAAAAUUUUGUGCUUAAUGGAACUAGUUUCUAUAAAUUCUUAAGGGAUCUUAAUGUACGAGAUAUUCCA